This is a messenger RNA of Aplysia californica (California sea hare), 4668 nucleotides long. Its product is annotated as AMME syndrome candidate gene 1 protein homolog. The record is from RefSeq and is a predicted model, not a curated record. NCBI's taxonomy places the organism in Eukaryota, Metazoa, Mollusca, Gastropoda, Aplysiida, Aplysiidae. The coding region runs from base 42 to 743 and encodes 233 amino acids. The transcript has 5 exons.
CGAGAUCGGGAUAUUCUGUGUGUAGGAUCUAAACACUAAACAUGGCCAGCAGCUGCUGUGGGGUUAAGAAACAGAAGCUGAACAACUCAAUGCCGUCUAUAUGCAAUGGAUCGGUGUCAGGAGGACAUUCCAGUUAUCACAAGAAUGGAUAUUCUGUUAUUCUUCCAGAAAUGUGUUAUUUCUGUUUUGAUGUACUUCAUGGUUAUCUUCAUAACUAUGAACCACCCAGAUCUAACCCACCCUUCACGAAUGAGGCAUUCCCUCUCUUUGUGACAUGGAAAUUGGGCCGUGAACGUCGUCUUCGUGGGUGCAUCGGGACAUUUUCCCCUACCUCAUUACACAGUGGCCUGAGAGAGUAUGCUGUCACAAGUGCAAUGAAGGAUAGCCGAUUUGAACCCAUCACCAAAGAAGAAUUCCCGAAGUUGCAUUGUUCAGUCUCAUUGCUUACUCACUUUGAGGAGGGAUUGGACUACUUAGACUGGGAGCUUGGAUCUCAUGGUAUUCGUAUUGAAUUCAUCAACGAAAAGGGCCACAAAAAAACAGCAACAUAUCUCCCAGAGGUAGCAGUUGAGCAAGGCUGGGAUAGGAUACAAACCAUCGACUCUCUACUACGGAAGGGUGGCUUUAAGGGACCAAUCACGCCAGAGGUGCGCAAGUCUAUACGACUGACUCGCUAUCGCAGUGAAAAGAUCACCAUUGCCUACACUGACUAUGUGGCACAAAAGCAGAACGGCAAUGCAUGAUGUCACGCCAGCCUCGUCCCUAGGCAGCAGCAGCAACAGCAGCAUCAGCACCAGUCCAACACCACCAUCUUUAUCAUCACCAUUGUCGUCAUCCUCUUUACCAUGGCCAACAUAAUUUUCGUUGUACUGACAGUAGAGUCGUCCAUUUAAGCUCAUUGUGGUUCUCAUUUUUCUGUUAUUAUGGAAAUGUGUGAGAUGGGAAAUUUUCUACCUUUCCUUUGGCAACGCCAGCUUGGAAGAAGAGGGCAUUUCGGAAAAGGUUGUGGGUAAAUGAGUGUCAUGUGACAUCAAAAUGCAGAUAGAAUGGAGAACUUGUGUUGGAGCAGUGUGCUGUAUUUUCCAUGAAAUUUCCGGCUGGCUUCAGGGGGAUGUUUGAGGUUUUUUUGCCUUUUUUUUUAGCUUGGAUUUAAUGUGUGCUGUCUGUAUUGUACGACAAUAUGUAGAAACAAAAGAAUCAAAGCAGUGAAUAAAGCGAGUGUUAUUACCAUAGCAAUAAAGCCUGCACCAGGCUAACCUUGUAGUUAGGUGUGUGUGAUGUGACAAUGAUGGUGUCUGGGUUUUGCAGCAAAAUUGCUGCUUGUGUGAUGACAGUAAAACCCCUCUGCCCGCUCCACCCCCAUUUAUCCUUAAAGCACCAAUAUGCAAAUGUUAACUUUUAGAAAGUUUGUAAACUAGGGUUUGUGAAAUGUAUCUUAUUCUGAUGCGUCUGUGUUGACUGCAUGAUGGAAGUGUAAUGCUUAUUUUUCUGUUUAGCACCUUUUUCAUGAAUCUUUCCAUUCUGUUGUGCAAUGCAACUAUAUCAAACGUAAUGCCUUUCUUUAACACCCUUAGCAGCAUGAAUCGGAUAUGGUAAAUGGGUCCCGUAUAAUUGUUCAUAUUUCAUGCUGGCUUACAGAACGGACUGUAUGUUUUGCAUACUGUAUUGAUAUGAUGAGGAAUUUGUGUUCUCAAACUGUUGUAGUAGAAGCAAUUUUUAGGCUCUCUACUACUGUGUUGCUUUGAGAAUAUACGUUUGAUAUGCCUCAGAGAGAAAGGAAAGUAUAGUAAAGGACCACUUUCAACAUUUUAUGUGGAUGAAUUGGGAUUAUCAUGGUGCUCGUACUUUCAAUGCCUACAAAAAUCGCAUGUUUGUAACACUCACAUAGCUGCUUCAAGAACCUUGAGAGAUAUGCUGCAUACAAAUACUUCUACUGUGUGAUUUUGUAAAAUAUCUAAUAAGUCACACCUCCUUCACUAGUUGCACUUCAUAUUUUUUCCUUGUUCAUUUGAUCCCUGUACAGUUUAAUUUGUGUAUGUCAUCUGUAUUACAGGUCAGAUUAGGUGGGUUUUGGUUCAUAAUGAAUGAGUAUGGUGUCUCUAAUAGUGGCUGCUCUGACAUUUUUAUUAAAAGGUCACAGCUGGGGCAUGUGUAUGUGUAAAGUUAGUGCUAGUCAAACAUAGCAUUUAGCAGGUGUUUUAUGGGGGUAAAGAACUUCAUUAGUGAUGAUGAUGGACUACAGUUUGAAUCAAGGCACUGGCUUGUUACAAUCCGUUCGUUCUGAAAAUUUACUUUUGAAGACAAUGUUGAAUGACUUAUUUUCUGAGGGGAAUGGAAAAACAUCAUUAGGUUAAAUUUGUAAGUUUAAAUCAUUAAAUUGAAAACUAGCUGUCCAAAAUAGAUCAAUCUGACCUGAGGAUGUUCCCUCCUUAUAGAUGCCUUUUUUCUCUCGUGUUUGGAGAUUAAACUGAACGUUAAAAAUCAAACAUUAUAUUGAUCUGAAAAACCUUGAAGCAGCCAUCUGGUUUUACAUAUAACCGCAGAUUUAGUGAUGCGGAUGAUGUCUGAGACUGAUGGGAGGGUGCGGCUAGUUACAUUUUUAGUGUUUUACAAUACAUCAACAAGUGAUUGGUAGAUGCUGUGGUAUAGUUUUAUCCUUUCCUAUCAAAUAUCUGUCGCCCUUAUCUCUUCUCUUUUUUUUUUUUUUUUUUUUUUUACUCUCAAGUAACACCUGAAAUCUUCUGCACAUAUUUGUGUUUCAAGUGUCGUAAAACACUUACUAAAACAACCAAAAUAGUACAUUAUAGUUAAGGCCUCAAAGUAUGAAUUUAGUCCCUUUCCAAAGAAUGAAUAUCACAUUGAGGUUGGUAUACCACAGCACUUCUCACUUUUUUAUCUAAAUGCCUAGUGUGAGGAAGGAGGAGCUUGAUAAAUUUUUCCCUCCUCGGUUCACAUCAUACAGAAAGUUUAUAAAAGUUGAAGAUGUUAAUCUAUGUUCAGCUUUUUUUUUCUUCCUUUUCUUUUUUUUAAAAGAAAUAAAAGUGUUUUGUCCAUUUUAUAAAAAGAAAGUUUUAUAAUUUCCUUCUAAACAUUUGCAUGUCUGUGGUCUAUGAGUAUAGCAGUUGUCUUAAUAUUGUGUGUCUUCUUACAAGCAGUAGUUUUGCUUUUAAUCAAACAUACUUAUUCAGAUUAGAUUUUCUUUUUGUCUCCCACUAAGUUUGCUUGACAAAAAAAACAUUGCGGGGCAAUUUACUCUACCCAUUUUAGAAUCGUUUCUUUACUUUUGCCGAAAGUGCUUUAGUGUUUUGUUUUGGCCAAACCUUUGCCCCCAUCUUUGUCUUUUUUGACAAAAGAUUCUGCACACAUCCUUUUACUAAGUAAUGAUUUUUAUGGGGCCAAUGAUUCAGUUAUUAUAUCUAUGUAGGCGUUUUCCCUCUCACCUCCUCACCUGCUUUACAUUCUUGAUUUCUUUCUUUUUUAUCAGUGUUUCAUAUUUGCUUGUGUGUAAAAAAUAUUACGGAGUGUUGGUGUGUAUCAAGGUUUUUACACGUCUUAAUGGUUUUUCCUGAAUGUAUGUGAGGAAAGUCUAUUCUUUCUAAAUGUAAGCCUUACUGCAUUAUGAACUCUGGUGGCAUGUACUCAUUACCUGUUCACUAUUUGAUGCAUUAAUUAUUUGUGUGUAAUCAUGGGUUGUUUUAUAAUUAUGUUUAUUAUCAUUUCCUUCUUAGCUCUACUUCAUAUAUUUAAUAAAAUCAAGAUGUUUGUCUUUGAUGUUGUACAAGAACAAAUUAUUCACUGAGUCUGAAAGAAAAUAUAUAUACACAGGUAUACCAGCAAUGAGUGUGUUGUUUAGAUGAUGUAUUGAAAGACUAGUAAUGUGUUUGAGACUGAAAAGUUCUGAGAAUGCUUGGAAUGUGGGGGUAUGAAUUUUUCAUGUGUGAAAUAUUCUAAUGCGAGUUUUAAUGGGUUUUUUACUUUUUUUUAGUUUAUUAAUUUGUUCGAAACAAGUAUUGUUCUAGUUCUUUGGUACAAAUUUGUGUUCUUUUUAAUUCAUUUGUGUGCAUUUUUUCUUGCUGUCAAUUUUAGCCGUGAAUAAAAAAAAAAAAUUGUGGUUUAGUUUAGUUUUUUUAGUUUAUUAAUUUGUUUGAAACAAGUAGGUUCUUUGGCACAAAUUUGUGUUCUUUUUAAUUCAUUUGUGUGCAUUUUUUCUUGCUGUCAAUUUUAGCCGUGAAUUUAAAAAAAAAUGUUGUGGUUUAGUUAUAUUUUUAGAUGCUUGUUGGUUUUUCUAUUUCAAUAAGUUAUUGCUCGUGAGAAUCACAGUGGGUAUUAUCCUGCACAUUUCUAAAACUAGGACAUUAGGGUUCAGUAACCAGUUUCCAGGUUUGUAAUCUGCAUGUGUGUUUGCAGUUAAUUUCUUGAAAUUUCAAAAGCUCAACUUAACAUGUCCGACAUAAGUGGAAUAUGGUAGCUUAGUUAAAUCCGAUUUAACUGAUUCAUCCCACAAAUAAUUCGUGACUGUUUUGUGACCUCACAGGGCUCUCAUAAAAAGUUAAUAAAGAAAUGUCUAGAUUUUAUAAAAUUUUAUGUGUGACAUAUAGAUAUUCAGAAUAAAGAAUACUAUACAUGGCACCAGAAAAAAAGGUUGAGUUGGAAGUGGUAAGGAAAAAA